Molecule: messenger RNA, 2361 nt
Organism: Yarrowia lipolytica CLIB122
Lineage: Eukaryota; Fungi; Ascomycota; Dipodascomycetes; Dipodascales
Molecular function (GO): protein binding
Source: RefSeq, a predicted model, not a curated record
AUGGCGAAAAUCCGACUGCCUUACGUGCCGCUACCGCAGUCGGCAGUGACACAGACCCAACUGCAUGUGUCGGACUCGCUUUCACGGCUUCUGAGAGGCUCCAAGAUCCGGUCUGGAGCCGCAACCUCUUUCGACACCACCACCGACACCUCCAAGCCGUCUGCGGCAGUCAAUCUGGGCCUGGAUGGGUCUCCGUCAGGCCUGCCACCGGGUCCCCCUGCCGGGGUUUGUGUUCCCCGACGAUCGGAACAGUCACGCGACCUUCAAAAACGAUUCGAGACCAGCUUGAACAAGCGCGAUGUCCAGCAGGCGUUUGAUUUGUGGGCCGGAGGAGCCCAGACACGGACACAGGCACAAGAGACCGAAUCGACGCAGACAGAAGUCACACAGAUAGAAGCUGCAUCAGCAACAACAUCAUCAACAUCCCCAGCAACAUCAUCAGCAACUACUACCGCAUCGUCCGCCAAUACCACAGUCUUUCCUUCUCCACAGCUCCCGCUCAAUGCCACAUUCAAGCUGCUCAAUCUGCUGGAGGCUACCGAUCCCGACUCUCCAUUGGUCUACAAGGUCAUCAAGUCCAUUGUCAGCGCGCCAGAAAAUGCAUCUGUGUUUGCGCCAGCCAUAUUCCGCGUCUUCGUUAACUACUUUCAAAAGAAGCAGUACGCCACAAUCAUCGCCCUGUGGACCGACUACGUCAACAACGGCUGCCUUGUGGGCACCCGAACCGGUGACUACUGCAAAUUUGUGUCUGUGGUCGCACCAGCAUUUAUCGUGGAGGAGUUUGAGUCGCGGGGCUCGCGCGAGGGAGCAGCUCGAGACUUGAUUGAACUACUAGGGCCCGAGGCGCCGGUUCUGCCUGCAGACAAGAUUGAAAAGAUGGUCAAAAGCAUGCUCAGAAAAACCACAAAAGAUAAGGAGGACGUCGAGACUCUCCGGGCACUCCUGGAAACUCUCAGGCCCAAGUACAAGCUGUAUUUGGACGUCCAAAAGACGUACUCACAGCAAAAGUCGGUUCUGGAGCAAGUCCAAAGGGCAGUCGAGAUGAAGUCUGCCCACCAGCUCAACUACUGGUGGCACGUGGUCAAGAAAUCGUCACGUGCCCUUCUGACCUUGGAGCACUGCCAGGCCUUCAUCACGGCGUUCUCUGCAUUGAAAAACUCCGCAGGCGCAUUUCAGGUUUGGGAGCUGAUGGAAUCUUCUAGUGGGGGUGCUAUUGAGCCCUCGCGAGAGUGUUGGGAGGCUCUUUUGGAGGCUGCUAGUCAUGUGACUACCGCUCAGUCCCAGUUCUUCCAACAGGCAUGGGACGGAAUGGUUCUGGCGGGGUACUCACCUUCUCCUCAUUGCUUUGCCCUAAAGUUCCGCUGGCUUCUUCGAAACCGAAUGUUCCUAUCGGCGGAUACGCUGUUUUCCGAGAUUCUAGCCGUUCCCAGCGGCCAGGAAUCGACUGAUGUCUCCACUGGCGACCUUCCUGGAUUGACACAGGAGAUUUUGGAGGCUUACAUCCCCUGUUUGCUGCGAAAAAUGCGUCAUGAAGAGGCUGAGCAGCUUGUUCAGCUCCUGACGCCCAGAGAGACCAUUGACAUCUCUCUCAAUCUCGCCAAGACAUUCCUGGAGUACUACUUGAAACAUAAGCUGGUCGACAACAUGCCCAAGUGGCUAAGCAAGAUGGAGCAACAGGGUCUGUUCACUACCCCUGAGUCGUUUGUCUUGUUACUGGCGUACAACGUUCUCUACAUCACGGAGGUGGCUCCUGACCGAGAGAUUUUCCCUGUUCUCAAGCAGAUCUACUCCCAGAUGGAGCAGCAGGGCAUUCCUCUUAACCACGAGACUUUUGCACGGCUUAUUGCGGAGACUUAUCGAGUCUGUCCUCAGCUCCCUGCUGCUCGAGCCGUCUUCGACUCGUUGAUUCGAGCUGAUAUUGUUCCCGACGCCGAUGUCAUCAUGCGGGUGCUACGGGGCGAGUGUUCAGCUAGAGGUGAUGUCUUGAUGGGCCAAGAGCUUUUGCAUUCCAUGAUUUCCAUGACGUCUAAUCGACAAUUCCACAACCCUCUGUUCUGGAACUAUCUUCUGCGAGCCCUGUUGAAGCAGGACAAGCAGGCUGAAGCAUUGGUGUCUUACGGUAAGAUGAAGGCUGCCGGAGUGCCUAUUUCUGCUCACACCUACACUCUCAUGUUGGAGGGACUGGGAGAAGACUAUUAUGAGGUGAAGCAGGGCAUUCUGACGGAAUUACAGCAAGUGAAGGAGCCCAAGAAGACAUAUCUUUUGACAGCCCGACUCAAGGGAGUCAUCAGGGACAUGAAGGGCCAGGGAUAUGGGAUUGGAGGCCUACUAAGAACUGAGGCUCCUCCCAGAUGGAAGUAG